Acipenser ruthenus (sterlet) is the source of this 1263-nucleotide messenger RNA. RefSeq names its product kinesin-like protein unc-104. Bases 1 to 1263 code for a protein of 420 amino acids. Gene Ontology annotation, biological process: microtubule-based movement. The transcript is spliced from 13 exons. The record is from RefSeq and is a predicted model, not a curated record. Gene Ontology annotation, molecular function: ATP binding; microtubule motor activity; microtubule binding. NCBI's taxonomy places the organism in Eukaryota, Metazoa, Chordata, Actinopteri, Acipenseriformes, Acipenseridae.
AUGGACGCUUCUUCUAGUUCAACGGAAGUAAGUCUACAUGUAGCAGUGGGUCUGUCACAGAGAACAGGGGAUGAAGCCACCAAGGGUCCAUUCAUUAUAGAUGAAGAUGCGAAGAGCAUUGUCUAUACCAGAGAAGGGGAGGAGGAGACACUGUACCCUGAAUUGCUUCAGCCUCUGCUGGGGCGUGUGCUCUCUGGGUACAAUGCGACAGUGCUGUUUUACCCAGAUGACACAGCAGUAGACCUACUAAAUCCAAACAGCCAGGAUCUCAAGGCAGUGACACAUCCAGUGCUGGGGAUAGUUGUAGAUGAUUUGAGUGAAAUUGCAGUAUUCACUGCUGAAGAAGCCUUCAGUCUGUACCUGGAGGGGGUGGAAACACAGAAGAUAGCUGGAAACCUCAUCAGCAGAUGCAGCUCGUUGUUUUCUCUCACUGUGGAGCAGAGACAGGAGACCCCUGGUGGCAGCUCUGCGUAUUGCAGAUCCAGGCUGCACUGCUUUGAUCUCACUGGGGGAGCGCGGAAGGAGGAUUUGAACGGUGCUAACCCCUUGCUGACAGUAAUGGAAUUAAAAGACAGCGACUCAAUGCCUGUCCAUGGACUGCUGCCCAUGCUGCUGUAUCAAGGACUGGAAGGGAACAGUUAUACAGUCCUCCUGUACUGCAUACAAGUGGAAGGCCUUAUUGAUGAGGAGGUCCCCUGGGCGCUGUCCCUGGCUCAGGUGGUGAGGGGUCUCAGGAUGAAGGUGUCCCCUGGCCACUGGAGCCCUAAGGAGGCAGCCCAGAGCCUGCGAGCCCACAUCAGAGAGCAGAGGUCUAGGAUUGUGUCUGCGGGAGAGUCAGGGGGAGAGGGUGUCAACCAGCUAGGGGAGCUGAUUAAGGCUUUGCAGAUUGUGAAGAACCAGGAAUGGGAAAAGAAGAAAGCGAGAUCAAAAGAGAUUGAAGCCAAUAGAAGAAUCCGCCUCGCUGCGCGGGGCUUGCUGUUGGGCCAACCCAGUCCGUCCCACUCUGAGAAACCAGACCCCACCCCCCAGAACCGUGACACCCAACUGAAGAUCCAGCAACUACAGGAGCAGCUCAGGACAGAGAUGGAGGAACUUCUUAGAGGUGGAAAAGUGAGCGUGGACCUGAACCAGAAGCGACUGAGCAGAAUUCAACAGCUGAAGGAAGCGAUUGGGCAGGAGCAGAGGAGUUUGAAGCAAACAAGUCAACACACUGCCACCCCAGGGGUUGCCAUGGUGAGAUGUUCUUUCAUGUUUCUGCAAUGA